GGCCGCGCUGCGGGCGUGGGGAGGGGGCCCCGGCUCGGUGCGAGCCCCGCGGCGGGACGGCGAAGGGCUGGGAGCGCCCCGGCGGCAGGAGGGCGCGGUGCUGCUGGGGGCUGCCGGCACGCUGGAAGCGGCUGUCGGUACCGUGGCGGUCCCCAGCGCAGUGCAGAGCCUCCCCCUAACGCAGCACUAUGGCUAAUGUAAAGACGGAAGAUGAAAUAAUCCUCUUUGAAAGAGAAAUGAAAGAGUUUUGGACCAAAUUAAAAAGUGUUUAUGGCACUGAACAGAUCAGUCAGACUUUAGCGCUGAGAGAUUCGUGCAAGGAGUCCAUAAAAGUGCUUUCAGAGAAGUGGUCCAAGAAGCUGAAAGAAGGGGACCUGAUGAUUGAUAAAAUUCAGGAGUAUAGCAAUGAGAUUCUCCAGCAGAGCCAAUGCAUAUCAGAAAAUCAAGAGCAUUUGACAGAAAUAAAAUCUAAUGUAAAUCGAGAAGAAGAGCAGAAGAAGGGCUUGACUGACAGCAUCCAAGAGCUUAAAGAAGAGUUGAUGAAGAAAAAGGAAAUAAUAUCUUCUAAAAACAAAGCCACUAAGGAGAGAGUGGAACGACUAUGCAAGUCUAAAGUAUUGUUUGAAGAGCGGCUUGGAUUGGAGAUACGCAGAAUUCACAAUGAACAAUUACAGUUUGUAUUCAGACAUAUUGACCACAAAGAUCCUGACAAGCCAUAUGUGUUUACCCUUUCCAUAAAUGAACAGGGAGAUUAUGAAGUGACUUCCUGUACGCCUCCUCUGGACUGUAUAGCAGAGUUCCAGCUCAAAGUGAGAGAAACUAACAAUUUUUCUGCAUUUGUCGCCAACAUCCGGAAAGCUUUCACUGCUCUAUCUUAUAAAUAGUCUGCAUGAAACUAGUUUAUACCUCUCUUUUUCUAGCUGUAGAGCACUCCUUUCCUUCCUUCCUUCCUGUAUUGUGAAAGUAUGUAUUUAUCCAUGUCUUACUCUAAUUUCUAAAUAAAGAAAAAGUAAUGAAAACUGUAUUUUAGUCCACUGUUAUCUACAGACAUUUUGGAUCAUUCUUUGAACAACAGUAUAAUCAACUAUUUCCUUAACUGAAUGUCUUCAGACAUGUAAAUUUUGAUCCAAUAGCAAGUAGCUUAAUGAUGAUCUCUAUUUAGCUACCUCAGGAAGAUACUAAAGUACUUUCUGUAGUUUAUGUCUCUCUUCCAAAGGCAUAGAAGUGUCUUUCAGGUUUGUGUGCGGUUGGAAUAGGCCUGAAACCUACCAAAAUAAUGUGCUGGAGCUCAGCAGUUACUUCAGUCACCUGUGUCACACGUCACUAUCUUAACUUUUACCCUGUCUUGUACUCUCCAGUGUUAUCACUCAUUUUCAUGCAUGUAAAUGGUUGUUUUUCUUUUGGUCUGUUAAACUAUGUAUUUUACUGCCUAUUCCAGAUUCUUGUCUGGAUGCCUAUUUCUGUUGUUAGUAAUAAUACCAUUUGAUGUGCAUGCUAUUCUUGAAUAAAGCUCUUAAUAGGAGCAA
Harpia harpyja (harpy eagle) is the source of this 1526-nucleotide messenger RNA. RefSeq names its product SPC25 component of NDC80 kinetochore complex (gene SPC25). Gene Ontology annotation, biological process: chromosome segregation. Gene Ontology annotation, cellular component: Ndc80 complex. Lineage: Eukaryota; Metazoa; Chordata; Aves; Accipitriformes; Accipitridae. The record is from RefSeq and is a predicted model, not a curated record. The transcript has 7 exons. Bases 189 to 884 code for a protein of 231 amino acids.